UUUACCAAUUCUGGAAAGUUAACUAGACUAGCGUCACUAGCUGCAUGAGGCCGGUAGCUUGUAGCGUAUUUAUAUUGUAGCUUGGUGUAGGACUCUCAACCAGUAUAAACAAAGCCUGGCUAGCUAGCUGAGUGGUGAGAUGGCUGUAGGGGCACUGGUGGUGUCUGUCAUCAUCCUGUUAGUCCUCACUCUGGUAAUGGUGGUCCUGUUGCCGCUGUGUCUCUGGCAGAAAGAGGCGUGGUCACAACGCUGCAAGGAUAGAGCAGCCUCUGUACGCUCCAACGAUUCCUCUCAAGCUCUCUCACCAGCUCAGGCAAGGCAGUAUCCACAGCUGAGGUCAAAGUUGAACGUCACCCACCCUCUGUCCGUCCUUGAUAACGGCCACACAACGGCAGACAAUCUGACCACACCCUAUUACGAUGCAGUGCAAAUUGAGGACACAAACGUACUGACAGUGAAAAAAUAUAAAAAGAAAGUCGAAAUUGAUUCUGAGCCACACUAUGAGUUUGUGAGUAAUGCCGUGACAGAUGAUCAUCGUUCUAGAGAUAAUAAUGGAGUCAAAAGUGCUGUUCAAGCGCGUGUCACCCACCCCAUUCGAACUGCCACGCCCCCUAACGUGAGGAAGCCAAUAAGUGCAAUCAUACGACAAGAAGACCUGCCUCGAAACUUUACACCGAACACAAAGGUACCUCUGCUGCCACCCACUCCAGGGCAGACUAGAGUAGUACAGCCACAACCUCCACUGGCAACGAGGCCAUUCCUCAAUCCAAACGUCGAGAGGUUAUCCCGACAACCAGACCCCCCACAAAGCCACUACGAGUAUGCGGAUGGACUGCAACUCACAGCCCCCCCCCUGCUCAAGCCAAACCUGACACCGGCUGAGAAUAGACCCAAAUCAUAUUAUGCUGACUACGAGUUUGCCAGUGGACCUCAAACACUACCAGCACAUUAUGAGCUAGUACAGGCCACAGGUGGAGAGCAAGCUGCCACUAUCCACAGUGUACAGACUGAUGGCUCUAAUCACUAUGACACUGCGGACAUGAUAGGGGAUGCUCACUACGACACUGCGGACAUGAUGCCAACUGGUGGAGAUAGUUCCUCAGAGUAUGCAUACGCCACACCUAACACAAGGAGACAGAUUCGAUGUGAUAAGGAGGGGUUGUUCCAGGAGCCUGCUAGAGAUCGUAGCUCCUUAUACGCACAGCUGGACAGUAUUAGGGUGGAGCACUACAAGAGAGAGUCCGUCAGUGUGGGGCGCUUGAUUGGAUCUGGUCAGUUUGGACGAGUGCACACGGGGAAGUGGCUAUCUCCUGAGGGUACCACACUGCCAAUAGCUGUCAAGGUACUCAACACAAAUGUGGAAGAGGAGCAAAGAGUCAAGUUCCUCCAGGAGGCGGCCAUCAUGGGUCAGUUCAGACAUCCCAACGUGGUCAAGCUGUACGGAGUGGUGACUGUAGGGGAACCAGAAAUGAUAAUUUUGGAGCUGAUGCCUGAGGGUGAUCUCAGGAAGAACCUUCUUUCCCUCGGCACUAGUUCUCAAGGGAAGGAAGACCCAGAGCUCCCUGUGACUCUACUGAGCUACUGCCGACAGAUAGCCUCAGGCAUGGCGUACUUGUCUAGUAAGGCAUUUGUGCACAGAGACCUGGCAGCCAGGAACAUACUGGUGUCAGAGGGAGUGUGUAAGGUGGCAGAUUUUGGCCUGGCUCGAGACUUGCUGGAGGCUGACUACUAUGUAUCACAUGGGGGAGAUAUUCCAGUCAAGUGGACUGCUCUAGAGGCCCUUCAUUACAAGAAGUAUUCAGUGGCCAGUGAUGUGUGGAGCUUUGGUUGUGUCAUGUACGAGAUAUGGAGUCUGGGACACAAACCAUUUGAAAACAUUACCAACCUGCAGACUGCAAGAGAAAUACAGAAGGGCUACCGACUCCCUCCACCACCGGGCUGCCCUAGGGCAAUGUACCAGCUCAUGAUCAGCUGCUGGCAUCCUGAGCCGAGCCAGAGACCUGGGUUCACGGACAUAGCUGCUAGACUGGAGCAGGAACCAACAGCUUUACUCAAGUGGUCUGUCAAGGACAAAGCCACUCACCUCUCCAUCACUAGACUAGGUGCUGACCUGGCAAUAGGCCAACAACUAUAUCAGGAAUUGCAACGUGUGUAUAAAUGAGAACUACUGAUUUGUUUGAUUUUUAUUUUUGUUUGUUUGUAUAUUCUGCACCUUAUUAGAUCAUGCUCUGCAAUGCAAUAAUGUUUGAAGUGG
Messenger RNA from Halichondria panicea, 2254 nucleotides. Its product is annotated as tyrosine-protein kinase SYK-like. Gene Ontology annotation, molecular function: transmembrane receptor protein tyrosine kinase activity; ATP binding. Gene Ontology annotation, biological process: cell surface receptor protein tyrosine kinase signaling pathway; multicellular organism development; protein phosphorylation. The transcript has 10 exons. The record is from RefSeq and is a predicted model, not a curated record. The coding region runs from base 140 to 2161 and encodes 673 amino acids. NCBI's taxonomy places the organism in Eukaryota, Metazoa, Porifera, Demospongiae, Suberitida, Halichondriidae. Gene Ontology annotation, cellular component: signaling receptor complex; plasma membrane.